AUGGGUUGUAAAAUUAGCAAAAAUUUAUAUUCAAAUUAUAAAAUUGCAAAGGACGAAGCGGAUUAUUCAAGAAAUGUAGCAAUGAAAUUAGACAAAACCUUCUCUUCACCACAACGAGGUCAUGAUAUAUUUGAGAAAAUACCUUUUGAAGUGAUGAAACUACAGAAAUUAUCAAGCGAUGAGAAUUGGAUACCUUAUAAUCAAUUCGAUCAUAUCUCUUAUCAUUCAAAAGAUUCGGUUGAUGAAUCUUUAAAUUAUUUUGCCAUUUGGAAAAAUGGGAAAACUAUCGAAUUUAAGAAUUGGAACGUUGAUUGGAGGGUAUUAUUGAAAGAGAUAACUCACUCUUCUCGUAUGACCCAAUACGAAUUAAAAUUGAUGAUUGCAGAACUCGAAUUUAAUCAUAAAAUUGAAAUAUUUGGGAUUUCACAAAAUCCAAAAACAUUAAAUUAUGUUAUAGUAAUGGAUCAUUUUUCUGGACAGCUUGGAAAUUGA
This is a messenger RNA of Funneliformis geosporum, 492 nucleotides long. The record is from the annotation of a GenBank genome assembly. Lineage: Eukaryota; Fungi; Glomeromycota; Glomeromycetes; Glomerales; Glomeraceae.